Messenger RNA from Thermothelomyces thermophilus ATCC 42464, 1115 nucleotides. RefSeq lists its product as uncharacterized. Bases 50 to 991 code for a protein of 313 amino acids. The record is from RefSeq and is a predicted model, not a curated record. The transcript has 2 exons. Gene Ontology annotation, molecular function: nucleic acid binding; tRNA-intron lyase activity. Gene Ontology annotation, biological process: tRNA splicing, via endonucleolytic cleavage and ligation; tRNA-type intron splice site recognition and cleavage. Gene Ontology annotation, cellular component: tRNA-intron endonuclease complex. Lineage: Eukaryota; Fungi; Ascomycota; Sordariomycetes; Sordariales; Chaetomiaceae.
CGCAGCACCAACCCUCAACAAGGGCUCGAAUUGAAAAGAAGACUGAGCGAUGGCAGCGACAACAGAGAGACAGGUCCGGAUCUCGCGCGUGGCGGGCCGGUACCUGGUUUUCGACAUUGAUGAUGUCGUCUACAUCCGCCGACAUCACGGUAUCUGCGCUGUCCUAACGGGCACCAUGCCACAGAAUCCAACCCAGAACCUCUUUCUCGGCUUACCCGUCGAGCUUCAUGCUGAAGAGGCUCAGCUGCUCGUGGAAAAGGGCGCUGGAUACAUCGCCGACGAGCUGACGGACCACUUGUCGCAGCUGACCACCAGGGACGAGUCCACCCGAAAGGCGUACCUCCAGCAUCUCAAGCAGCAGCGCCGAAACGCGCAGCAGGUUUUUGACGAGGAGAAGGCGAAAGUGCAGGCCAAGCAUCAGGGCAAGCACAAGGCAAAGCUGCCCGCAGCCUCUUCCCCGGAUGCUCCCGCAGCAGCUUCAGCGACUGAAAACGAGGACCCAUCCUCAUCCGCCCUGUUUAGUACUACCACCUCUACGUCAGGCUCAAGGCAAGAAAAGAAAGACACCUUGCUCCUAGGCGUGACACCUACAACGAGCCUUCCCCUCCUCCCCGCCGCUGCCCCUCGCAGCAGCGCACCUGUAGACCCCUCCACCACCACCAAAUUGCCCUUUUACAGAUACCUCAACUCGCGGGGCUACUACACCACCCCCGGCCUCCGCUUCGGCGGCGACUUUAGCGUGUACCCGGGCGACCCUUUUCGGUACCACGCUCACUAUCUGGCCAACAGUUACGGCUGGGACGAGCCAGUGGCCAUGCUCGACCUGGUGACGAGCGGACGGCUGGGUACGGCGGUGAAGAAGAGUUUCUUGUUUGGAGCGGAAAAGCCACCUGCUGUUGCGGGUGAGGACGGCGGUGUUGAAGGGGGGGAUGAGAAAGGGAAAGGGGAGAGAGAAGUGAGGGUAUUUUGUAUCGAGUGGGCUGGUAUGUAGUUCACCCCUAGCGUAGCAGAGGGGAGAUUGUUUCUUUUGGGGGGGGGAAGGAGGGGGGCCCGACCGCAGUCAGUACAUACAUGAUACCCAUACUUCCAUGCGAAUCCCACAGUCUUGCCUGCGA